AUGUUUAAGCUAUCGCGACGACGCGAUCACUCGCUUCAGCCUCUGACAAAGGAAACGGCCGAUCCCAAUGCCACGACCGCCGCCGCAUCCGCCUUCAUGCGAGGCAAUCCAGCCCCGUCAUCAUCUCUAUCUUCAGCAGCAGCCGCUGCCGCCUUACGGGCGCAGCCAAGUCCACCCACAAAUGUUUCGCAAAUUUCUUCGAAAAGAAGCCAGCGCCGCACUUCCUCGCUGUCGUCGCCCAUCGGUCGCGACCGAGGCAAGGGUAAGCUACACAGAAGCCCUAGCGUGAGUUCCAUGAGCGAACGAACGUUUCGACGAUCACCAUCGCCUGGUCACACGCCUCUCGGAAAACAAGAUGUCCCCCCGGUGCCCACUAUCCCGGCCUCUAAGGCCGUCACGAUGCCAUUACGGACGCAAAAUUUCCAAACCGCAAGCCAGAAGUCGCAAGGCAAUCAGCAAGGCUCCUGGUUUGGGGCCGCCACUGUUCAUGAUCCAUACCAGGAGAAGGGGGCAGAAAUAUUGCCAGAAUUGACACCUGAUUUACCUGAAUCUCGUUCUGGGAGCGUUAGCUCAUCUAUAAACUUCUCAUAUCCUCGCGCACGGAUAACAUACGACUCUCACACGCCAUCCGACCAUGACCUUGUCUAUGACCCUAAUUCAAGAAGAAUGGUCUCGAGAGACACUCUUGUACAAGCUAGUCAUCCAAUUGAGGGCGCUAAACCGACUGAGAAGGCAAAAGGAACAAAAUCAGCCAAUCGGGAUCAUAUAUCACAAGAGCCAAACAAUGAAAUGAAGCCAGUGAUACCCAACGACAUUCAGUCGGAACCCUUUUCAACUGCAACUAGCCAAUCCCACUCGACUGGCAGAUCUUUGGGGAGGAGGAGCCCGAAUGAAAACACGUCGAUGACGUCAAUGGCAACAGAAACGCUAUCACAGGAGAGGGAGCUUGAAACGGAAGGAUCCCGGGAUUGGCAAAACCAUCAUACUUCUCAAAACGAAGCCUCCGAAUUUGCGAUUGAGCCAAGUUUGGCACCUGGAUUAGCGAACUGGGACCAUACGAAGACCGAGAUACCAAUUUCCUAUGCCGGAUCUGGUUCAGAGACAUCCGUUCGAUCAGCUCAUUUUGCAUCAUCAACUGAUCAGUUAGUCGUUAAGCACGAACCUCCACCACGAUCUCUGUCUCCUAGAAAGUCGGCCCUCAAAUCUGCCAUUUCGAGUCGUGGAAGUCAGUCGUCGCAUCCUAAUGAGAAUCCGGACUAUCCAUUCACUGGGACUUCUCACUCUAACAAAGAUGAUUCCCCGGCAAGCCAGAGGAAAAGUGCUAGAGUAAGCUGGAACGACAAUAGCACAGUUGUAGUUGCUGAACCUGGCAAGUUUGAAGAAGCAGACUUCUCAGCAGUGCACGGCCUUCAAUCAAGACAUAAUACACAGGGUACCGUCGACAGCGUGAAAGCAAACAGGGCGUCUUCACCGCAACAAGAUGAGAUAAUGUCUCCUCGACCAGCACUUCCAUUAUUUGGGAGUGUGCGUGAUAAAAAGGGGAAGGAGCCCGAAGAACGGCAGCUUGUUCGUCCGCGUGAACAUUCGCUUUCCCCCCAACCGCUACCGCCGUCCAGUUCGCAAGCAUUGUCUUCUAUGACCAAAGAUGAAAUUCCCCCACCAAUAGAGUCAACAAAGGCGUUUCAUUUUGGUCGCGGACAGACUCCAAGAAAUGUUGCGAAUAUUUCCAAAUAUCGGGAGCCAUUACCAGCCAUCAUCGCGUCUACCGAAAGUCUCGGGCAUGUGAGCGAAGACUUGUAUAGCUCCGGGGAUGAGCUGUUCGAAGAUGUCUCAACUGGUACAGAGCAGUUAAUGGCUCAAAAAUCGUCAAAGGAUGCAUCGGCAAACUCAAGCCCGCUCUCUGACGUGUUACUAGACGAAAGUUCAAAAGUAUCAGAUGCGAAGGCAUUGAAUAAGUCCCCAGGCAUUUCUAGUUCAAAUACGGAUUCUUCGGCUAUGCAUCAUGAUAUUUCACCUACGACUGAGCCAAGUUCUCUUCCGGGAAGUUUCCCAGAAGAUGAAGAUGUCUCCAGGCUCCAUAUGGACGACGCAAACGCAUCUAUCACGCCUGUAUUAGCCCUUGCUUCAGGAUAUAAGACUGGCAACCAAGAAGAACAUGACUCAGACAUGGACAGUAUUUACAGUGAUGCGUACGAAGAUCUAUCCGAAGCUGUCGACGGUGGAUUCAUGUCUCUUGAUGCUGCACUGGUCAGUCCGCCCAUGGCAGGUGUAGACCGCAACAAAUCGCAGGCCAAUGCAAGCACUGGGGGGAAGCCGCUGGAUAACACCACAAGUACUCCUAUUCAAUCACCUGAUGAUUGGGAGAAGGCUAAAGCAUACUGGAAAAGCCUUAGCUCUGAGGAGAGGCGCCAGCUCGAAAUGGAGGCCCUUCGGGAAGCUGAUGAUGAGGCUAUACGGGAGCGUGUAUCGACAAAACGAACUACGACCUUGGCUGAUAUCUCGGGGCACUCCUCUAAUCAGGAACAGAGAAGUCAACGGCAACAAUCCCAGAAGGAACGUCAAGUGCGAACCACACUGGUGUCGCCCGAUGAAGCAAGACAACAGUCGAUCAAUUCCAAACCAGCCGAUCGAUCUCGAACUCUGCCCAAGACCAAUACAAAGAUGGAAACGAAAAUAGGAGAAGAGCCUAUGCGGCAUACUGAUUUUGCCAUGACAGAUGCUCAGGGGGGGCGAGGCUCGCUGCAGCAACCAACUACCACGGCACGCACCGGCUUGGCGAUGGGACGCAGGUUACAAAAAUUAGCUCGCCCAAAACGCUCGGCAAGUCAUGAACAGAAGUACAUAGGUGACGAGCUCCGUGGCCCAACCGUCAGGCCCAGAUCAUCUUACGACCCGUUAGUCUCGACAGAAUAUAGUCUAAGACGUCCAAAGCAACAUGCGACACACAGCUCGACUGCAGAACCUACGGUAAAUACUGUCAUUAAGCCUACUUUGCGGCGACGAGGGUCCGACUCUAGUGAGAGCAGUUUCGUACGUAGUAGGUCCAUCGGCAGUCCUCGAAGUGGAUUUAGGUCAUCGAUGCGAAGCAGCUCUUUCGAUCCGAGGCCAUCAUCAUCUGGUAAUAAGGGUAGAAACAGGUUGACUCUACGAUCGUUAUCACCCACAACGUCACAUCAGAGGCACCAUUCUGCUACGCCAGCUGCUCCUUCUCGGCAAUUGGUAGAGAAUCCAAAUCGUCAGCCGUUCCAGCGACACUCAGUUGCGCCACGUAUCAGCCAAUCUCUAUCAAGGAGAGAUGAGGAUUCGACAUACGGCGAUCACUUGUCAGAUUCUAGUGAUGACGACAUGAACACAACUCCGUUGACAAACGGCUCUAUCACGGGCGAUGAAUACGAACCCGUUCAUUCGAGGUUGAAACAAUCUAUUCUUAAUAUGUAUGCACGCAACAACCUCCCUGACCAAAAUUCUGGUGCCAGCGCAGGUAUCAACUCCGGUUUGCCAAAACACGAUGCGCCCAAACCGAGAGUUGACCAAUACCACAAUGAAGAGAACCCACAUCUACCUCUUGAUCAGCUAUCCGGCGCCUCGGCUCGCCGACCAGGGCUCAUCUCCACACUCAGGCGCAAGAGCCAUGCAAACGUCAAAGAAUCCAGCGACGCUGACGGUGCCCGUAAUACUCUACCGCAUCAUCACAGUGAAGACGCAACGUCUACACGGAACAGCGUCAUACCCAACCAUGCAAUAGGCUGGCCAUUGCAGAACAGGAAGGGCGAGACGAAUGAAGCUUCAAUGACGUCACCGCUUGGAGACACAGGAAGACGAUCCGCAGCUAGCGGCUCUAUUGUCAAGGACGAGCUGACGUCAGAACCCCGCCAUCAACAUGAGCUUCAGCUUUAUGAAGGUAGCUCUGAUGCAAACCACGCUAAUACUCUCCUAUCACAAGAACCUAAGCGAAAGAAGUUUAACAGCCUGAGGAAAAUGUUUAAAAUUAAUAAUUAG
This is a messenger RNA of Trichoderma harzianum CBS 226.95, 3999 nucleotides long. RefSeq lists its product as hypothetical. The transcript is spliced from 2 exons. The record is from RefSeq and is a predicted model, not a curated record. NCBI's taxonomy places the organism in Eukaryota, Fungi, Ascomycota, Sordariomycetes, Hypocreales, Hypocreaceae. The coding region runs from base 1 to 3999 and encodes 1332 amino acids.